This is a messenger RNA of Nymphaea colorata (pocket water lily), 843 nucleotides long. RefSeq names its product axial regulator YABBY 5-like. Gene Ontology annotation, cellular component: nucleus. The transcript is spliced from 6 exons. Bases 115 to 669 code for a protein of 184 amino acids. Gene Ontology annotation, biological process: cell fate commitment; multicellular organism development. The record is from RefSeq and is a predicted model, not a curated record. NCBI's taxonomy places the organism in Eukaryota, Viridiplantae, Streptophyta, Magnoliopsida, Nymphaeales, Nymphaeaceae.
GUUGUAUAAGAUCCUCUCUUUCUCUCUCUCUCCCACUCUCUCUCUAUUGCGUUCUCUCUUUCUCUCAAUCUGUCUGUGAGAAGUUAUUUCCGAGGCUCUGUGACGAUCAGAAAAAUGUCGAUGGAAAUGGGAAGUGAGCAUGUCUACUACCUGCCUUGCAACUUCUGCAACACCAUCCUCGCGGUAAGCGUACCAUGCACCAACUUGCUCAACAUAGUGACCAUCAGAUGCGGCCACUGCUCGAAUCUUCAGUCUGUCAACAUGGGAGCUCUGCUACCUGCAGCCAUGCCAUUUCAGGGCCUCCAGGCUCACGCUGCUUUCAGCCCCCAACCGUACGGAAAAGAAUGCGGGUCGUCAUCUUCCAGGUUCAACAAGAUUUCCAUGAUGAACCCUGAGAAGGAGGAACAACGGGUGCUCCCCAACAGGCCACCGGAGAAGAGGCAAAGAGUUCCUUCAGCAUACAACCGAUUCAUCAAGGAAGAAAUACAAAGGAUAAAAGCCUGCAACCCAGACAUCAGCCACAAGGAAGCUUUCAGCACUGCAGCAAAAAACUGGGCUCAUUUUCCUCACAUUCAGUUUGGAUUAUCUCUGGAAGGCAACAAGCAAGCGAAAUUUGACGAUACCAGCUUUCUAGGUGGAGGCACAGCGGUGCGUCAAACAUUUCAAUAAUUGUGCCAGUAAAUAUAUGGAUAACUACUUCGUUUUGGCAUGUUUGAACUAUGAUUUGAGGAUUCCAGAGACAAUAACUAGUCCUCCAAUCUACAUGCUUAUAUUUGACUUUCGAUUGAUCACACUGUGGUCAUGGUUCCCUAAAUAUUAUAAAUACAGUUGUUUUCAUGUCAA